This is a messenger RNA of Saccostrea cuccullata (small rock oyster), 1129 nucleotides long. Its product is annotated as carcinoembryonic antigen-related cell adhesion molecule 6-like. Lineage: Eukaryota; Metazoa; Mollusca; Bivalvia; Ostreida; Ostreidae. The coding region runs from base 209 to 1129 and encodes 306 amino acids. The record is from RefSeq and is a predicted model, not a curated record. The transcript is spliced from 4 exons.
UACCUUACUAACCAUAUCGACUUCAUCUGAACUUAAAGUAAAGUUCAGAAGGGACACAAGCCUUGUUCUUAGCUGUAAUUACUCAAUAGAACACGGAGAACGUAUAUCGGAUAGAGAGAUAAUAUGGAAAAAAAAAGUAGGAAAUAGUUUUGAAGAUGUUGCUGUGUUUUCUCCUCCUGGUGGACAAGAACCAUAUAUUUAUCAUAAAAUGGCUACUGCUCUUGAAAAUAGAACAAAACUUGUCACAUCAAAUACUAGUGUAUCCUCCAGUGCCACGAUGAUAAAACGUGAUCUUGUCUGCAGUGAUGAAGGAUUGUACCAAUGUUGGAUAGAGUAUUUUGUCGAUGUCGAGCAUAGAGACAAGCACAAGAAAAGUUUAUCUUUAGUUACUUUUGAGGCUGAAGCUACAAAACCAGUAGAGUUUGUUUUAAAACCACAGGACCCGUUGGAGGAGAAUCAGUUCAUACAUCUUAUUUGUGCCGCUGAUGUUGAAAAUCCGGCGGGAAAUAUCAAGAUCUGGAAAGUCCCGGAGAUAACAAAUAAUCAUGAAAUCGAGCUCACUUCAAAUUUACUGAAAAAUAAGACAAAGAAUUGUACCACUUUUCUAAAUGUAAGCACAGAGUACAAAGUGUCCAGAAAGGACAACGGAAUAAAAUUCCUUUGUUCCUCACAAAAUAAUCUUACCCAGGACCCAGGACCAGGAAGAUACUCACAGAGAAUCUCGGUGUUUUAUGGACCGGUGAUGGCAAAAAUUACACUUUUGCCAUUCAAAGAAAUGUACUUCGCCGGUGAUUAUUUAAAACUGGAUUGUUUUUCUGAUAGUAAUCCGCCCCCAAUAUACAGCUGGACAUUUCAAUCUACCAACAAUAGUGAAGAUACAAAAUAUAAUAUCAGCAACAGGUCUUCAGUGACGCUGAAAAACCUGCAGACCAACAAUUCUGGAAAUUAUGUUUGCUCUGCUUUCAAUACGUUCAAUGGGAAGAACUUUUACGUUACAUCUAUGGUAUUUAUAUCUGUCGGAAAUCAACCUAAACAAGAAAUCCAGGAAUACAAAAACCACAGAUACACUGAUGCGUGUCUCCAACCCUUGCCAAAUCGAGCCAAGAAAAUAGUUGGACAUACUGGCUGA